Messenger RNA from Cooperia oncophora, 417 nucleotides. The record is from the annotation of a GenBank genome assembly. NCBI's taxonomy places the organism in Eukaryota, Metazoa, Nematoda, Chromadorea, Rhabditida, Trichostrongylidae.
AUGCUCGAAUUCCGGAAAAAGUUGAGCGGAUACAAAGACGCAAUUUUGAAGAAGCUUACUCUGAGCCCAGAGCAAAGAAAGGAGCUUGUGGAAAGGCUGAAGAUGUUCAAAAGGAAAACUAUCGAUCAAGUCUCACCAGCUGGGGACUCCAUUGAAGAGAUUAACUUGAGAAGUCAAAUUGCAGGAGCACUCUUCCAGGGAGAUAUGGUCCUUUCAAAGUUUGUACCUCCACUUCUUCGAUUUCUGCAAGGACAGCAUGAAAGCAUACCACUGGACGCCGAAAUUUCAGCUCAGGACAGCAUUCGUGUGUUUAUGGAAGAUGGAUGUUGGUCUUUCGUUGGCAGACUUGGAGGCAUACAAAACCUCUCACUUGGCGAAGGCUGUGACUCGGUAUGUUUUAAUAAAUCUUCCUUCUAG